GGUGCCAUUACGAUUACUUUCCCAAUAUCUCUUCCCAAAAGACGUAUAACAUGUCCGCCGAUAUUCUGGCAUCCGUCGAGAAAAAUCCGAGAGGCAUACCAAAAGCUCCGUUCGUCGCCAAUGUAGAGGAGUACGUUGGAGGGCCUGACGCGGAUGUCGAACCCACUCUACGAAAGAUUCAAGAUGCUCUAGCCAAGUAUCGUUACAUGGACUCGAAUCUGCAGCAACGACGGACAGGGCUGGAAGACAAGAUACCCGACAUCAAGAAGACGCUUUCAAUGGUUGAGUUCUUACAAGAGAGGCGAGAGGGAAAGAAGAAGGCCAGUGACGACGACGAGGAUGAGGUAGAUCUAGAGGACGAUGCGCAAGAUGAGAAGAAGCCUUUGACCACUACAUUCGAAUUGAAUGACACGCUCUAUGCUGAGGCGCAGCUGGAAGACACGGACACGGUCUAUCUAUGGCUCGGGGCGAACGUGAUGCUCUCGUACAAACUACCAGCAGCCAUCACGCUAUUAGAAUCGAAACUCGAGACCGCGGAGAGCAGUCUCAAGAACACGGUGGAAGACUUGGAGUUCCUGCGAGAGCAGAUAACGGUGAUGGAAGUGAAUACUGCGCGGGUGUACAACUGGGACGUCAAACGGAGGCGCGAGCGGAGGGCGAGAGAGGCAGCAGAGGGAAAGUCUGGGGAUAGCGGCUAAAAAGCGAAAUAAAUUAUAUCUCCCUUUCAUGUGUAUGCUCCUACUUACUGCAAAUCUAAGUCCAGUUACAACGAAACGGCAGUGAGAGGAGUAGGUG
Molecule: messenger RNA, 795 nt
Organism: Gloeophyllum trabeum ATCC 11539
Lineage: Eukaryota; Fungi; Basidiomycota; Agaricomycetes; Gloeophyllales; Gloeophyllaceae
Product: Prefoldin, subunit 3
Exons: 5
Coding region: 51-698 (215 amino acids)
Biological process (GO): microtubule-based process; protein folding; tubulin complex assembly
Cellular component (GO): prefoldin complex; cytoplasm
Molecular function (GO): tubulin binding
Source: RefSeq, a predicted model, not a curated record